Molecule: messenger RNA, 3177 nt
Organism: Equus quagga
Lineage: Eukaryota; Metazoa; Chordata; Mammalia; Perissodactyla; Equidae
Gene: FRMD7
Product: FERM domain containing 7
Exons: 14
Coding region: 1-2364 (787 amino acids)
Cellular component (GO): cytoskeleton
Molecular function (GO): guanyl-nucleotide exchange factor activity
Source: RefSeq, a predicted model, not a curated record
AUGGCGUGUCACAAAGAUCACUCUGGCUGCGGUGUGGAGAAGGAGGUGGAGGGGAAAGGAGUGGAGGCAGCUAAGGAGGAUGUUGCAAUCAUUAAGCAAGAAGUAUUGGUGGCCUGGUCUCGGGUAGUGGCAGUGGAAGUAGAUUCAUGGGCUGACCCCCUUUUCCUGGACUACAGCUCCAAUGUGACCUCCCACAUAAAAUCAACCCCCCUUUCCUUCAGCUCUCUCUCCAGAUUUUCACAGAGAGCUCUUCAAAGUUCCUGUUCUCAGAGGAGCCAAAAGUCAUCCGGGAAGGCGCUGUUUAACCUGAGUUGCAGCCAUCUAAAUCUUGCUGAAAAGGAAUAUUUUGGAUUAGAAUUCUGUAGCCAUUCUGGAAAUAAUGUCUGGUUGGAACUUCUGAAGCCCAUUACAAAGCAAGUAAAAAAUCCUAAGGAGGUUGUUUUCAAAUUUAUGGUGAAAUUUUUCCCAGUGGACCCUGGACAUCUGCGAGAAGAGCUUACAAGGUAUCUUUUUACUCUUCAAAUAAAGAAGGAUUUGGCUCUAGGAAGGCUUCCGUGCAGUGACAACUGUACAGCGUUGAUGGUAUCUCACAUCCUACAAUCAGAACUGGGAGACUUUCACGAAGAAACAGAUAGAAAACAUCUGGCACGAACCCGGUACUUACCGAACCAAGACUGUUUAGAGAGCAAGAUCACGCACUUUCAUCAGAAGCACAUUGGCAGGAGCCCAGCUGAAUCUGACAUUCUGCUACUGGACAUAGCGAGGAAGUUGGAUAUGUAUGGCAUCAGGCCUCACCCUGCCAGUGAUGGCGAAGGGAUGCAGAUCCACCUGGCUGUUGCUCACAUGGGCGUACUGGUGUUACGGGGAAAUACAAAGAUCAAUACUUUCAACUGGGCUAAAAUCCGCAAGUUGAGUUUUAAGAGAAAGCAUUUUCUCAUCAAACUUCACGCCAACAUCUUGGUGUUGUGCAAGGACACGUUGGAGUUCACCAUGGCCAGCCGAGAUGCCUGCAAGGCUUUCUGGAAGACUUGUGUGGAGUACCAUGCUUUCUUCCGACUUUCCGAAGAGCCCAAAUCAAAGCCCAAAACCCUACUCUGCAGCAAAGGUUCCAGUUUCCGCUAUAGUGGAAGAACCCAAAGGCAACUUUUGGAAUAUGGAAAAAAAGGAAGGUUGAAGAGCUUGCCAUUUGAAAGGAAACAUUAUCCAUCUCAGUACCAUGAACGGCAGUGCAGGUCCUCGCCAGACCUCCUCUCUGAUGUGUCAAAACAAGUGGAAGAUUUGAGACUAGCAUACGGCGGUGGGUACUACCGAAAUGUGAAUGGAGUGCAUGCAUCUGAGCCGGUGCUAGACAGUCGGAGGAGAAAUUCUGCAGUGGAGGUGACGUUUGCAGCCGAGCUGGAGCGUUCCAAACCAGAAGCGGAUCCCACAUCAUUACAUCAGUCCCAAAGCAGUUCCUCUUUCCCUUUUAUUUAUACAGACCCUGUCUUUAAAACUGACCCCGAUCCUGCCACUGAUCCCAGAGACUACUUUGAGGAAAGGAGUCCUCUAAGCUCCUUCCGAACAAGCUGUAAGUUUGCUGACAAUCACAUGAGCACAUCUUCUGGCCUGACAAGCAAAGUGAGUCCAGCAAGGCAGCUAACUUACACAGAUGUGCCCUAUAUCCCUUGUACUGGUCAGCAGGUUGAUAUCAUGCCUCCUCAAGUCUUUUUUUAUGUGGACAGACCACCCCAGGUGCCCCGACGGUCUCCAAUCAUGGCAGAGGAAAGGGAAAGGCAAGAUAACUGUCUAGAGCCCACUGCAAUGAAGCCGGCCAAAAAAAGCCCAAGGAAUGUCAGAAUGAAGAGCUUUCAGCAAGACUUUCAAGAACUCCAAGAAGCUAUGGCCAGGACUAGUGGUAGGAGCAACAUCAAUGUAGAUCCAGAAGAGGAAGACCCAAAUUUAGAAGAUGCAUUUGCAAGUAACAUUCAAGAGCAAACCCCUAAACGAUCCCAGAGCCAAUCAGACAUGAAAACUAUCCGUUUUCCUUUUGGGUCAGAAUUUAGACCUUUAGGGCCUUGUCCUGCUCUGAGUCGUAAAGCUGACCUGUUUACAUAUAUGUUUGCAGAGCAGGACUUUCCACCAGUUCUAAUGGAUCAGGGAGCAGCAGAAAGAUGUGUAGCCAGUGAAUCCAGUGAUUCUGAAUCAGAGAUUCUUAAACCAGACUACUACUCUUUGUAUGGCAAAGGAAUAAGGUCACCCAUGGCCAGAAUCCGCUUGUCUUCUGGUAGUCUACAGCUAGACGAAGAAGAUGAAGAUGUUUCUUUCACUACACCAACUGCUGAAGACAGGACUUUUCUAAAACCGUGUAAUUACUUUUUAACUUAAAAAUGUGAACUCUACGGACAUUCCUGGGCCAGUUCCAUGUUACCAACUUAGGUAAAAAAUUAGGAACCUUCUGCAUAAACCACUUUUUUAGUUAGUAUUCCUUGGUAUUAAUGGAAUCCUCUAAGUUUGGGCACCUAGCUUAUGAAAUAUCCAGCUGCUGCCUCGAUCCUCAAGCUCCACUCUUGUGUUCCCUCUGAAGGGUCUCUGGACCAUGCCCUCUCCUCACCAGCACUGUGGUGGGGUGAGGUGGGUAUUUGUCAUCUCCAUUAUACAUUUCUCCAUAGAGACAUUAUAAAUGAAAGUCAGGCUCUUCAACACUGAAGAAUGGUAACAGUAGGGGUUGGCAUAUAGAAUUGGCUUCUGAUGUCAUUUAGUGAUUUAGUAGAUUGUGACUGUGUCGGUCAUUUUGUUCUUAAUACUAUGACUAAAGGUUUCAGUCCUCAUUAUUUGCGUGGGGCCUGGUAAAAAUGGUCCUGUUAUAUGUUAAGGACUUUAAUUUUUAUAACAUAUACUAGGGGGAGCAUGGCCCUCCUAUAUCUCAGGAACAAGACAGUGGCAUAGAUCCUCUCAACACAACACAAGUCUAUAACUCAUCUAGGAACUGGCAGAAUUCUAAACCUCAAAAAUUCAUGAAUUAAUCAAUUGCUAAAGCCAGAUAUAUGCCUGAUGAAGAUAUGAUGUUUGACUUAUUACUUCUCUAUUCUUAACUAUCUAUUAUAUGUAGCGAAAGAUAAAAGUUAACAUGGUGUUUAUUUAAUCUCUCCUGCGAGAAUUGAUUUUUUGCUAUAUCUUGUUGCAUGUACGUAAUGUAGG